Messenger RNA from Sphaerodactylus townsendi, 2312 nucleotides. RefSeq names its product zinc finger protein with KRAB and SCAN domains 2-like. The transcript is spliced from 10 exons. Gene Ontology annotation, biological process: regulation of DNA-templated transcription. Bases 785 to 2143 code for a protein of 452 amino acids. NCBI's taxonomy places the organism in Eukaryota, Metazoa, Chordata, Lepidosauria, Squamata, Sphaerodactylidae. The record is from RefSeq and is a predicted model, not a curated record.
UACUCUUCAAGGGUUAAAGAAAGAGGGGGUCCAGUCCUAGAAAGGCACAUGGGAAAGGGGGGAGGAGAGCCAUUUCCUGUCCCUCCCCCUCGCAGGAGCCCCCUUUGUGUUUGCUGGGCUGCUGCUUGGAGGAAUCCGGGUCAACAGGGAAGAGGCGUGUAUACAAAUCUGAGUCUCGGACCUGCUCCACCAGUCCAGGAGGAAGAGCUGGCAGAACCCGGAGAUGCUGGAGUGGAUGGCAUAAAUUUUGGUACUUCUCACCUGCUUUUUCCGUGCCUGGAUUCAAGGUGGUGUCACUAAAGACUGCGGGCGCAGGAAUGCGUUUCCCCUCUAUGAAAAUCUCCCUGCAACAGAAAAGCAUAACAGACAAAGAAGAAGGCAGGAACUGUUUCCUUGAAAGGCUAGUUUUCUCAGUGCAGGGAGACAUUCAUUCCUAGCUGGCAUCUCCCACCUGCAGCCCUGCCUUAUUCCCAGCACAUGCAGGAGGCAUUGUGGGGCAAGCUGGAAGAUUUGGGAGGACGGAACAGUGCAGCAGUAGGCAUGGUCAGGGAUUCAUUCCACUCCAAGAAUGGGAGGAAAAUUGGGAGGAAGCAUUUCAAGGGGUGGUGGUGGAGGGAACUCCCCCUCCAUAGAGAAUGGCUGUCUGAGCAGAGAACAGCUUAGGGGCUCAACCUUCGUUUAUCCUUCAUUUAUCAAACCUAGCUUCUUACAUUCCCCCCCCCCCCCAGUCCAGUCUGGAUAGAGGUUCAUUCCAUGGGUUGGCAGAGAAAAUGUGUCUAGAAAAAUGGGGUUCCCAUCCUCUUUCUUCCUCUUCCUCUCCGGCAACAGCAGAAGGACACUCUGGAUGCUUUCUCCACCGUCUCUGUGUGGUGAAGGGACUACAGCCGCCACACAUCUAGGUCAGGGUUGCGUUUCUUUUGAGGAGGUGGCUGUGCAUUUCACCCAGGAGGAGUGGACCAUGCUGCGCCCCACCCAAAGAGCUCUGUACAAGGAGGUCAUGCUGGAGAAUUAUGGGAACGUGACCUCUCUGGGACCUCUGAUUUCCAAACCUGACCUCAUAUCCCGGCUGGAAGAGGAGGAAGACCGUUUUCUCCUCAUCUCUGAUGAUGAUGAGGAACUGGCAGAUCAGGCAACAGACGCCCUACCUGUCUCGCCACGACCUCGCUACAGUGAUCCAUGCAAUGGUCACCUCCAGAUUGGAUUACUGCAACUCCCUCUACGCAGGGCUGCCCUUGGGUCUGAUCCAGAAAUUGCAGCUGGUCCAGAAUGCCCCUGCACAAGUCCUCACGGGAACACCACGGAGGGUACAUAUUGGACCUGUGCUCCAUCAGCUGCAUUGGCUCCAGCCGAAGACGUGUGGGAGUCAGCAGAUGAACCCUCCGAGCGUCUUGUGAUGGGGCAAGAGGCUACAUAUUCAGAUGCAAAAGAACAACUUGAAUAUUGCGACACAAUGAGGAAAAAGAAUAGAAAGCAUCCAUAUAAAGCCAUGGCUCCCACCCGGAAGGGCACUUUCUGGCAGCGUGAGGAAGUGGACAGAAUGCUGCACUUUGUGGAGAGAAGGGGGUACGCGGGGCGGCUGAUGGCGAGCACGCACCUCGAAAACAAGAGUGUGUACGUGGAGAUAGCCAGAAACCUGCAGGAUGGCGGAUACGAGCGCACUCUUGAGCAGUGCAGGACAAAAUUUAAGAAACUGAAGUCUGUUUUUAUGGACGCAAUGGAGUCCUGGCAGGGCAUCCCACCAAAGACCAGGAGGCCUCCACACUUUGCACAACUUCUCCGCCUGUGGGAGGCUGCAGGACGCCCACGAUGGGAGGACCGCAGGCCUGAAGCCACCGUUGUGAGGUUGGAAGCGAUGUCCCGGGAAGAUCAAGGGCAUGAACCAGAGGCGGAGGAGGAGGAGGCCGAAGGCCAUGAGGAUAUAGUGGAAGUGCAGCUGGAGGAAGUGCAGCUGGAGGGCAGCGGCAAUUCUUAUUCAGCUGGGCCUUCUGGACAGCAGCCCCCACCAACUGUCACCCAGAUCGAGAGGCUGGAGGCCAUGCAGCGAGCCAUCGAGUUGCUGGAGGCACGGUGCCUCUCAACAAUGAGCACCAUGAUGCGGCGCCUCCAAAGAGUGGAGCGUGAACUGCAGCAGAGGAGAAGAUAGGCCUCAAAACAGGGUGUGGAGCAGGCAUCUUACAUAUCUGUAUAUAGGUUUUUUUGUCCAUAUAGUUUUUGUUCUUUGUCUUGGGUGGAUGUAGGGUGGGGGAGUUAGGGGUACUGUUAUGUUGUUAUGCUGUUUGUUUGUAAAUAAAAAAGUUAAACAACCACCUGCC